GGGGGUGUGAGGAUUUUUUGGGGGGUAUCAUUUGAUUUUUAGGAUAAGAGUAGGGGCGUCAGUCAUAACUGAGAGCCCUGAGGGGGUGUCCGGUAAAUAUCACACGCCCUGUAGCCUGCUACUUGGCACUCUAGAAAGUAACUUUGCAGUUUCCAAGCACUUGGGACGGUUACAGCAAAAGAUGCGGAUCAAGAGACUGCACCAUGGCGGCUUCAUUAUACUGUUAGUGCAUCAUAGUUAGAAUUAUUACUUGCAUAUGAAUAUUAAAAGCACUAUACGCGUCGAAAGGUGAGUAUGUGUGCGAAGACCUUGGGGGCGGAUAUCACGAAAUUUAUCACUAGUUAUGAGGGGGAGUCACUUCAAUAAAAUAACAUUUAAGAGGGGAUCAGCUAAAUGUCAUUGUCUUUAGCCGAAAAUCCUCCAACCAACCCUCCAACCCCAACCGCGACCGCGACCCCCUUGCGAGCCUGCGAGUCUUGGAGAUCAGCAGCACUACCGGAAGGCCCGGCUGCUAAGGCAACAUUCACGUGCGUUUGAGUGUUGAGUUUUGCUUAGGUAAUUUAUGUGAAGAUUUAUCGUUCUUUAUGGGUAUGGAUAAGCAUAUUAAACAGAAAAAGAAGAAAAAUUUAAAGCGAAAACUACUACCCAGGGAUUCGGCGAUCGAUAAAGCUUCGAAGGCAAAGAAACGUAAGGAGAUAAAGAAAAGCCACGGGGUUGUAAAUUUAGCAGAAGACGAGAAAGUUCAAGAUCACCAGGGUCAUGAUCCCCCUGUUUUAUCAGAUGGUGAUGGCAGCUUGCAACCUGCUGUGGCAAAGCAACAGAAACGUUCAUAUGAAAGUGUUAGCUUACCAGAAGAUGUGGCAGUUCCUGAUAGCACAGAGUUUAAAUCUCUUGAAGAAUUUGUGAGUGAGAAGACUCUUAAUGCAAUCGCUGACAUGGGCUUCACCGAUAUGAUGGAAAUUCAACACAAAAGCAUAGUGCCGCUUCUUAAGGGAAGGGAUUUGCUUGGGGCAGCGAGGACAGGUAGUGGAAAAACACUAGCAUUCCUUAUCCCAGCUGUGGAACUGCUUUACAAACUUAGCUUUAAGCCAAGAAAUGGUACUGGAGUGAUUAUUAUCUCUCCCACAAGAGAGUUAUCCCUUCAGACGUAUGGUGUGGCAAGAGACUUGCUCAAGUACCAUAGUCACACGUUUGGGAUUGUAAUGGGAGGGGCCAACAGAAAGGGUGAGGCUGAACGUCUGCAGAAAGGAGUCAACUUAGUGAUAGCUACGCCUGGACGGCUACUGGAUCACCUACAAGUGAGUCUAAAACUUGAGGAAUGUAAAUGCCUUUAUAUAAUAGGUCAAAUUAUUCUCACAUUUUGAUUGGUUCUUACUUAUGAUCCACAUGUAUUGAGGGACAGGCAUAUA
Molecule: messenger RNA, 1409 nt
Organism: Orbicella faveolata
Lineage: Eukaryota; Metazoa; Cnidaria; Anthozoa; Scleractinia; Merulinidae
Molecular function (GO): nucleic acid binding; ATP binding; RNA helicase activity
Source: RefSeq, a predicted model, not a curated record